Onychomys torridus (southern grasshopper mouse) is the source of this 1850-nucleotide messenger RNA. It is a transcript of the gene C1H19orf47, whose product is annotated as chromosome 1 C19orf47 homolog. NCBI's taxonomy places the organism in Eukaryota, Metazoa, Chordata, Mammalia, Rodentia, Cricetidae. The coding region runs from base 226 to 1458 and encodes 410 amino acids. The transcript is spliced from 11 exons. Gene Ontology annotation, cellular component: nucleus. The record is from RefSeq and is a predicted model, not a curated record.
GGCUGACAGUUGGCGCGACCAGGAGGGCGGGCAGGCUGCUCGUGGGGGUGCGGGCCCGCAGGGCCAGGUGCUCCUGCCUUAGCCUCCAGCACCAUGCUUUGGAUUCAAGUCUCCUACGGACAUAAAAGUGUGUGGAUUCUAAUAAAUGGCUCAAAAUGCAAAGCCACUGAGAGUUACAUACUCUCAGUUCCUGGAGCAGAGUAAACACUCCCAAGGACCUGCUCCAUGGGCUUCGGAAUCAGAGAGGACUCGCUUCGGAAUCUCAGAAAGGCUCCAGGAAGCAGGGUCAAGGCCAGGGAGACGAUGGUCUCAGUGACUAUGGCCACUUCCGAGUGGAUCCAGUUCUUCAAGGAAGCCGGCAUUCCCCCAGGACCUGCUGUUAAUUAUGCUGUGAUGUUUGUGGACAAUCGGAUCCAGAAGAGCAUGUUGCUAGAUCUCAAUAAGGAAAUCAUGAACGAGCUGGGCGUGACUGUAGUGGGUGACAUCAUUGCCAUCCUCAAGCAUGCCAAGGUGGUACACCGCCAGGACAUGUGCAAAGCUGCCACCGAGUCAGUGCCCUGCAGCCCCAGCCCCCUCCAGGGUGAGCUUCGCCGAGGCGCCUCUAGUGCCGCUUCUCGAAUGAUCACCAACAGCUUGAACCAUGACUCUCCGCCCCACACUCCCCCAAGGAGGUCAGACACCAGCACUUCCAAGAUCUCCGUCACCGUGUCCAACAAGAUGGCAGCGAAGGGUGCCAAGGCUGCUGCUCUGGCCCGCAGGGAAGAGGAGAGCCUGGCUAUUCCUACUAAGCGGCGGCGGGUGACAGCUGAGAUGGAGGGGAAGUACAUCAUCCACAUGCCCAAGGGGACCACCCCUCGUACCCGCAAGAUCCUGGAGCAGCAACAGGCAGCAAAAGGUCUCCAUAGGACAUCUGUAUUUGACCGCCUUGGGGCUGAGAGCAAAGCAGACACGACCACAGGGACUAAGCCCACAGGAGUUUUCAGCCGCUUAGGGGCCACCCCAGAGAUGGAUGAGGAUUUGGCCUGGGACAGUGACAAUGACAGCAGCAGCUCUGUCCUGCAGUAUGCUGGGGUCCUAAAGAAGCUAGGACGGGGCCCCACCAAGGCCAGUCCCCAGCCAGCACUGACUGUCAAAGCCAAGGCCACAAGCUCUGCAACCACGACAGCUCCAAGGCUGCGGCGCCUGGCACUUCCCUCUCGCCCUGGGCCAGAGAAGAAGCCGGAGUCCCUGCCCAAAGUCAGUGUCCUCCAGAGACUGGGCAAGGCUGCCGUUGUGUCUGAGGCCCAGGACAGCCAGGUCACAAGCACCAAGAGUAAGUCCUCAGCUGAGGUCAAGUUCGCCAUUAAGAGGACUCUGGUAGGGCCCCGGGGGAGCAGCUCCAUUGAGAGCCUUGGUGCCCAGAUGGACCAUGCAGGCACUGUGAGUGUGUUCAAAAGACUGGGCCGAAGGACUUUCUAGCCAGCACACAGGGUGGGAUGCAGCAUGGAAUGGCAGGCAGGUUCCUGCUUCCAUCCCUCCCUCCCAGCUCUAGGUGACACAAGGCUUGGCUUUCCAGCACUUACGCUGGUGCCAAGCACUUGGUACACAGGCGUUUUCCCGGUCUUCGAUGUUCCUGUGGCCUGACCUUGCCUGCUCUGGGACUCUCCCUGCCUGCCCUCUGUCCUCUGUGCACUAACUGUGGCCUUGGUAGAUUCCCCUUUCUACCUCUUCCCAAAGCCAAGUGCCCUGCCCCUUCCAUGCAGCCCACCCCUCACGGGGCGUCCUCCUGCCUGUGCUGGAGGUGUCAUCUGGAGGCACCCCCUUUGCCCGCCCCAUGACUUCCCUCCCUCCCCCCCCUCUCCCCUCCCCCU